AUGAACACGCUACGUUCGAAGCCAAUGAUUAUAUUUUACCUGAAACUUCGUCACAACAAUUUGGCAAAACUACCCUCAUACAUAUUCCUUGGCUUGGACAUUCGACAUUUGACGGUACACAACAGUACCUUGGCUGUAAUCGAGGAUUCAUCUUUGAGUUCAAUAGGCAACAAAUUGACUCAGCUGGACGUUUCGCAAAAUAAGUUGGCGACGAUACCGACAUCCUCCUUCACGCAUUUGAACCAUCUGUUGAUUCUCAACAUGAAUCAUAAUAAGGUCACCGCCGUGCAUAACAAAGCGUUUUUAGGCCUCGACACCUUGGAGAUUCUAACCCUUUACGAGAAUCGAAUAUCGGUCGUCGACGGCGAGGCUUUCAAGGGAUUAGAAAAGAAACUGAAGCGACUGAACUUGGGCGGGAACGAACUUACAGCGGUGCCGCAAAAGGCCCUCGCUCUACUCGAGAAUUUGAAGAAACUGGAGAUGCAGGAAAAUCGAAUUACCUCCAUUUCAGAAGGAGAUUUCGCAGGAUUAAGGAGUCUAGACUCCCUGGGAUUGGCUCACAACCAGCUUCGGGAUGUACCAGCUCAGGUGUUCUCUCAUCUGAAUUUCCUCAACUCCUUGGAACUCGAAGGCAAUCUGAUACAGCGUAUUGAUGAGAAGGCCUUCGUUGGGCUUGAAGAAAACCUGCAAUACCUACGACUGGGCGACAAUCGUCUCCACGAGAUACCGUCUGAAGCCUUGCGCCCUCUCCACAGACUUCGCCAUCUUGAUUUAAGAUCUAACAACAUCACUUACAUAAGCGAAGACGCGUUCACGGGCUACGGAGAUUCUAUCACUUUCCUCAAUCUACAGAAGAACAUGAACCCUUUAGAACCAAUUGAAAUGAUUGGUAUUACAUUGAGGUACUUAGGCAGCGGAAAUUCGAUAAACGAUUUGCAUUUCAAAUUUAAACGUGGAAGAGCAACAAUUUCCAGAACUAUUUCGUCAGUUUGUCAAGCUAUAUGGAAAUAUGUUCGACCACAGUACUUAGAAGAGAUCACAGUAGAAAAACUACAAAAUAUUGCAUUAGAUUUUGAUCUCAAAGCUAACUUUCCUCAUUGCUUUGGGGCAAUUGAUGGGAAACAUAUACGUUUAAUAAAACCAGACAAAAGUGGCUCUUUGUUUUAUAAUUAUAAAAAUUAUUUUUCAAUUGUUUUGCUGGCGGUUGUUGACUCAAAUUAUAAGUUUGUUUUUUUCGACGUGGGUGCAUAUGGUAAGGAAAGUGAUUCUACUAUUUUUAGAAAUUCGACACUGUACAAGCUUUUAAUGAGAAAUGAAUUACCAUUGCCUGAUCCACAACCACUUGGAAAUGAUCAUAAUAACGAGCCACCAAUCCCUUAUGUACUCGUCGGUGAUGAAGCUUUUGGUUUAAGUAAGCAUGUUAUGCGCCCAUACGGCGGAUCCAAUCUCAAUGUGAAACAAAGAGUUUAUAAUUAUCGCCUUAGCAGAGCUCGUAGAUACGUGGAAUGUGCAUUUGGGAUCAUGGCAAAUAAAUGGCGCAUUUUACAUAGGCCAAUUGAUACGUCAUAUGAUUUAACUAUUAAUAUUGCGAAAGCAUGUUGUGUUUUACACAAUUUUGUUAUACAACACGAUGGGUUAAAACAACAAGACAAUAUGGCAAUAAGUAGGUUCCCACAAUUGAGACCCCAUAGCAGUGAAGAAUCAUUAGCCGAAAAUUUUAUCAGAGAUCAAUUUGCUAAUUACUUUAUGAGUCCAGAAGGGGCUUUACCAUGGCAGUUGAAAAAGAUAUAA
Molecule: messenger RNA, 1791 nt
Organism: Leptosia nina
Lineage: Eukaryota; Metazoa; Arthropoda; Insecta; Lepidoptera; Pieridae
Source: the annotation of a GenBank genome assembly